GGGACCACCAGCCAGCACAGCGAUCUGGAGUUCAUCGGCCAGUGAGUCUGCCUCCAGCUUCCCGAGCAACGCCUUGCUGCCAGCACUCUGCCAGCUGCCGGGAGAGCUGCCACGCUUCUGCCCUUCGUUCGAAGGUGACGUUGUUCCAGGUGAUCUUGCUGCAUCCAGUGCAAUAACCUCAGACCUUACUGUGGCUGCCAACCCCAAAUUAAGUGCUGCAGAGGGGCAGUGCUCAUUAUUACCUGCAGUGUUAACGCUGACUUUUUGUCACCGGUUAAGAAUGGAAGUGCGUGGUCCUCGGAGGAAUCCCAGCUACCUCUCAGAUCUCUAUGAGAACAUGUUAAGGGCUGAAGGAGCAGUGAGGCGAGAGCAGCAGAAGCCCCCAGCAGUCCAUACAAGUUACAGCAAGACUUUUCGGAGCAGUGCCCCAACCAAGGAGAGUCCCCAGCUAAAUCAUCAUCCGAGCAGCACCUCCUCCAGCUGUGACCCAGCCCUGCGGCCCAUCAUCCGCCGCCGAGCCAGGUCCCUGCCGACAUCACCCGAGAGGAGGAAGAGAGCAGCAGUGCAGUGUCGGGAACCCGGCUGCCAGAGCCGCGGCCGUGUCAGGUUUGCUGAUGCUUUAGGCUUGGAGCUCACUGAAGUGAAAGUCUUCCAGACCGGGGAGGAUCCAUCCAUCCCUUUGCAUGUCCUUUCCAGGCUCUCCAUAAACUCAGACCUCUGGAACAGCAACUUAAACUUGGAGUUUACUAUGCACUGCUUGGUCCCUGACUUCCAGCAGCCUGCAGACUGUCUGGAUUUCUCAUCCCGACUCCAGGAGCAGCAGGUGUGUCUGGAACGGGUGGCCAGCUCGGAUCUGGGGCUCAGCGGCACCAUCCAGGUUCGGAAUGUUGCUUUUGAGAAGCGGGUGUCCGUGCGCUACACCUUCAACCAGUGGGAAAGCAUCCAUGAGGUGUGUGCUCGUUGGGACUGCAGCAUCCCAGAGAAAAAUGGGCAGGAUCAGGUUGAUGUGUUCACUUUCUUUCUUCCUGUGCCUCCUUUCCUCCUUCAGCUGAGCACUCUCGUCCAGUUUGCAGCAAGGUACCAAGUCAACGGCCAGGAGUAUUGGGAUAACAACAGAGGCAAGAACUACACCCUCAGGUGCCGGACUCACCCCCUGAAGCUGCCAAGGGAAUGUGAGGAGAGCUGGAUCCACUUCAUCUGAACAAAGGAAUUGGUGCUGAGCAGCUGUCUUGGUGGCGCUCUGUCCCUUGGCAUGGCUCCACUAUGGCAACACUCCUCUUUUUGAAACCUGCCAAACUGAGUCUCAAGGCCAAGUGUCCCAGGGCUGGGAAGCAGCCAGUGACCCCUACAAACUGCUCUAAACCUCUGGGAAAGUUAAAAGAGCUAAAAUCUGUAGUGAGAUACAAUCAUGGAAAGGCCAUGUGGGGUUUUUGAGUGCAUGAGUCAUUGCAGAAUGGUUCCCAGGAAUGCUGUGAGGCUACCAGAGAGGAAAACAACACAUUUCUUGUUGCCAGUGAUACUCUUGGUUGCAUAGAAUGUUUCUAACUGAUCUCUCUUACCAUUUUCUACUGUUUGUUUUCUAAGUGGACAGUGUGGCUUUACUGGCUUUGUUUCUAAUUUUGUUUAUAUUACUUCACCAAGUCAGGGCAGUAUUCCAUUUAUGCAUAAUUUGGAUGACAGACACUGUAGGGAGUACUUGUAUUUAUAUACAUAUAUUAUUAAGGCUGUAAUCACGUUAAAUAUUUCCAUUAAUAUCUGAGCUGGGAAUUAAAUGCUACUGUGAGCAAAACAUACAUGAAAAUGUGCCAUCAGCCCCUAUGUUUCCCUUGGGAAAAAAACAAAAGGUGCCUUUUCUUAUCUCCUCCUUGCAGCAGGAGUGAUUGUUACCAAAGUGUGUGUAAGGCAGACCUGCCUGGGGAAAUUCUCACCUUUGUCAACUGAUGCCCACGUUUCUCAAGGUGGUGGUACAGAAAUUGUCUUUUCCUGGUGCACCUGCUUUUACUAAGGGAAACAAGACCGGUUUUGGACUUGUGUUGCAAAUGCAGUUGAAGGUAUCAAAGCACUGUAUGAAUGCUCAUGAUUUUAUUGCUGUUACUGGUAAAAUUAUAGAUCGAGAAAUGGAUAUGAUAUAAAUAUAUAUAUAUAAGGAAAAUAAAUAGUGGAGGGAGGAGGGUGCAGAAGCUUGGAAUAGCAUUCCAGAACCCUGAAUCAUAGUUGUUCCCCAGUGUUCCAGAACUACUGCAGAAGUAGCUUUGACUUCUUUAUUUAACUGCUUGCCAUUGUAAAACAGUUGAACUCCCAAGACUGCAGCCUUUGCAACAAAAGUAGAAACUUGCGAGCACUUACUUUGGUAAACUGCUACUUACACAGACCCAUAAACAGAAUCCUUUCUGCUGCAGGGAGAGCACAGGAACCCUGUUAGACCAUCUUCCGGUGCUUCUUGAUCUGUUACUUUCAUUCUGUGGUUUUAGUGUGGUUUAAGAUUUGCAACAGGCUUAAAUUUAUUAAGCAAAAGCUUGUCCAUAAUUGUUCCCAUACAUAAUCAUUACUGCAUGGAAAGUUUAGCUUUAUAUGUGUAGCAUAGACUUUCAGAGCUGGCUGGCUGGAGAUACUGGAAGAGCUGUGUUUUAGGACUAUGCUAUGAAAGUCAGGCCACUUACUUGGGCAUCUUACUUUGGAUUGGUGCUUAUUUAUUGAAAUCACAAGUUGUUUGUGAAAUCACAAGUUGUUUGUAGAAUCACAGUUGUAAGCAACCCAUGGCCAAUUAUGUAUUAGUCUGAAAAGUCCACUGAGUAAUUCUGGAAGUGCAGAAACCCCAAGAAAAUUAAUUUGUCUGGCAACUUAAUGCUGCUUCUUUGUUGUGACACCCAUUUAGCAAAGCUGGGCUCUCAAGUGAGGAAGCUGCCUCAUUCCAUUGGUCUUUGGCUUUCAGAGGAUCCAAAGUCAGGAAUGAGGAUUAUAUGAAUCCUUUUGCCGAGUAUUCAGAAAGCUCAGUCAUAUCUGACCAUGCACACACAUGCACAGAAGUACUUGUGCUGAAUAAAAGACACUAUUUUCAAGCAUUGUUCCCCCCUCUUCUUCUGUUCCACAUUACUGUUGUUCUUCUAUCAGCGAACACAGCACAGCAUAAAACCCUCUCUCUUACAAGACACCAGUUCACAGUGUGUGCUGGAGCACAGAGCAGUACUUGCUUUCGUGCCAGAAGGAUGUUGCUGUCUUCUGGGACAGACUGUCAUGUGCUAGCAAAUGUCAGACCUGAGUGUUCCCUUGGCCAGGCCAGAUUUUGUAAAGCUGAGGCUGUCAGGAGAAAGGUUCAUGCCAGAUGUAGCACAGUGUGAGAGGGGUGCAGAAAUAAAUGUCUCAGCAGUCUGAGUUGGGUUUCUACUGUCUUCCUUCCACAACCUCUCAGGGUAUUGCUGUGUGCAAGGUCUUGAAUACUAAAGACUGAAGCAUUAUUCCAAGUUUCCUUUUGCUCUCUGUGCUCUCUGCACUGCUGGAGAAGGGCUGACAGUUCAGUUCCUGCCAGUGCAGUUCUCUGGCACUGCUGGCUCAGUGGAGCUGAGAGCCUUCUCCGGGUUAAGCUGUUAAAACCUUCACACCCGUACUGGCACCUGUCACAGCAGAGCUGAUAUUUGCACUUAGGUUUUCUUGCCACACUCAGUAAUGAACAUCAAAUGGCUCCUGGUUGACAAAAAUGGGAUUAAGCCAUUUAGUGCUAAUACGCACCUGUCGUGAAGGUAAAUUUGCACCACAUUUAUAUCUUCUCAGGACAACUUGACUGCUUGCACUGUGUUCAAAUUGAGCACUUCCCUUAAAAUGAGGAUUUUGUAAAAGUGAAUUCUUCACAAGAAUUAUCACCAUAUAAUGCACUUUUAAAAACAUAUAUUUAUUAUUGUAUACAUAAUUAAAAUUAAUGUUUAGUAGUCCACGGUUUCAAGGUUUUUUCAAACAUGUUUUUUAAAGAAACAUGAAAUCCAUGUAAAGAAAAAGGGGUUGUACAUUACACAGUGUAUCAAUGAAGCACAUGUGCUGGGCAAAAGGUCCAGAGGUUGUAAAAUUGCAAAGUGCUUAAUUAAUUUUAAAAAGCAAUAAUAAAACUAUGGCUAUUGUAAUGCAGGAGAUUGAAAUAAAAGCUUUUCACAAUU
Molecule: messenger RNA, 4145 nt
Organism: Hirundo rustica (Barn swallow)
Lineage: Eukaryota; Metazoa; Chordata; Aves; Passeriformes; Hirundinidae
Gene: PPP1R3D
Product: protein phosphatase 1 regulatory subunit 3D
Exons: 1
Coding region: 281-1201 (306 amino acids)
Biological process (GO): regulation of glycogen biosynthetic process
Cellular component (GO): protein phosphatase type 1 complex
Molecular function (GO): protein phosphatase 1 binding; glycogen binding
Source: RefSeq, a predicted model, not a curated record